Messenger RNA from Caenorhabditis sp. 36 PRJEB53466, 743 nucleotides. The record is from the annotation of a GenBank genome assembly. NCBI's taxonomy places the organism in Eukaryota, Metazoa, Nematoda, Chromadorea, Rhabditida, Rhabditidae.
AUGCGACUUCUUCUCCUUUCCCUUUUCUUUGUUUCCAUUCAUUCGCUUCCUCCGCCAGAAGGAAUAAAUCUGAAGCGAGCCAAACAGGUGGGAAACGACGGGAAUGAAGAGUCGGCCGGUGUGGAGCCACCUCCGAAUCUUCAGCUCAGAUCGAGAAUGAUGGCAGCCAUGAAUUCACAUGUAAGUUAUUCAAAAAUUGUUCAUCUUUGACUAAUUGUAUGUAGGCUCAACCAAUUCCAUCCGAAAAGACCAAUAUUUUCAACCAGCCGCUCAUUCUAACAAAGAACAAGAAGUUUGCAAAGCCCUCAGCCAAACCAGUGAUCACUCAACCGAUCACUGCCUCGACCGAAGAUCAGGGGGAGACAGUAACUUCGACCACAACUUCCCUUUCUUCAGAAGACAUCAGAAAGGCAAGAUUGAAAUUUAAACUUCCUUGUUAUCAUUCUUUUUCAGAAGUUUUCGAGCGUUGGCGACGAGAAAGUGAACCUGAAAGUGCGUCCAGUUCUGAAAACAAACUUCGUCGACGCGAACGGGAAAGUGGUCCGGGAUGUUGUUUCGGUGCCGAUCCGCGUCUCCGACGGACACAUCCAUUCCAUUCCGUAAGUUUCCCCCACUCCCUAUUUAUCGCUUUCGUUUGUUGCAGAAAGAACGCGAAGAAUGCGACGUCGAGCUCGUCAGUGGUGGAAACCGAACGAAAUGUGAACGUGUCUUUCCGCUCUUCCCUUCCUUUGUGGCUCCUUUGA